Onychostoma macrolepis is the source of this 3505-nucleotide messenger RNA. It is a transcript of the gene arrb2b, whose product is annotated as arrestin, beta 2b. The record is from RefSeq and is a predicted model, not a curated record. Gene Ontology annotation, biological process: signal transduction; G protein-coupled receptor internalization; positive regulation of ERK1 and ERK2 cascade. Gene Ontology annotation, cellular component: cytoplasm. Lineage: Eukaryota; Metazoa; Chordata; Actinopteri; Cypriniformes; Cyprinidae. Gene Ontology annotation, molecular function: angiotensin receptor binding. The transcript is spliced from 15 exons. Bases 207 to 1433 code for a protein of 408 amino acids.
CCAAAGCCCAGUUGCUUGCUGUCUGAAGCGGCAGCGAGCGGAGUGGGGAGUGAGGCUUCCGUCUCUGGGCUGCGGAAACUACCCUGCGAAAGCCAGCGAGAGUGGCAGUGAUUGAGGAAAGGAGGACCGCUUUACUCGGAGUCUCGGCUCGGUUAGAUAUCCAUUACAUAGCAUCUUCCCCUGAUUGAAGGAAAAGGCCUGCGGAGAUGGGCGACAAGGCGGGGACCAGAGUCUUCAAGAAGUCCAGCCCAAACUGCAAGCUCACAGUAUACUUGGGGAAGAGGGACUUUGUGGAUCAUCUAGAUCACGUGGACCCUGUAGAUGGGGUGCUCUUGAUUGACCCAGAAUACCUUAAAGACAGAAAAGUGUUCGUGACCCUGACGUGUGCCUUCCGUUAUGGCCGUGAAGAUCUGGACGUGCUGGGCCUGUCUUUCCGAAAGGAUCUCUUCAUUUCCAGCUUCCAAGCAUAUCCCCCUCUGCCCGAGGAGCGCAAGCCGCUCAGUCGCCUACAGGAGAGACUGCUCAAGAAGCUGGGCCAGAACGCAUACCCCUUCAACUUCACGAUUCCUCAGAACCUUCCCUGCUCAGUGACUCUACAGCCCGGCCCAGAGGACACAGGAAAGGCAUGUGGUGUUGACUUUGAGGUCAGGGCAUUCUGUGCUAAAACUGUGGAUGAGAAGACUCACAAACGGAACUCGGUGCGGUUGGUCAUUCGUAAGGUGCAGUAUGCUCCAGAGAAGCCUGGUCCACAGCCAAUGGUGGAGACCACACGCAGCUUCCUUAUGUCUGACCGCUCCCUUCACCUCGAGGCCUCGCUAGAUAAAGAGCUGUACUACCAUGGUGAACCUAUCAGUGUCAACGUCCAUGUCACCAACAACUCCACCAAAACAGUUAAACGAGUUAAAAUCUCUGUGCGACAGUAUGCCGAUAUCUGUUUGUUCAGCACCGCACAGUACAAAUGUCCCGUGGCUCAGGUAGAAGCCGAUGACCAGGUGUCACCCAGCUCCACGUUCUGUAAGGUGUACACACUCACUCCCACACUGAGCAAUAACCGUGAGAAGAGGGGUCUGGCUCUGGAUGGACAGUUAAAACAUGAAGACACCAACUUGGCCUCCAGCACCAUAGUGAAGGAUGUGUCCAAUAAGGAGGUCCUGGGAAUCUUGGUGUCCUACAGAGUUAAAGUGAAGCUUGUGGUGUCUCGUGGAGGUGAUGUGUCAGUGGAGCUGCCUUUUGUCUUGAUGCACCCGAAGCCCUCCGAACAGCCCAACUCUAGACCGCAGUCAGCUGUGCCAGAGACAGAUGUCCCUGUGGAUGCCAACCUCAUAGAGUUUGAAACAAAUAAUUUCUCACAGGAUGACGACUUUGUGUUUGAGGACUUUGCAAGGCUCAGGCUGAAGGGAAUGAAAGAUGAAGAGGACGAUCACUUCUGCUAACGGCCCCUUCACACACACACACACACACAUGACACCGUGUGGAGGUUGUAACCGGGCGACAGGGGUGGGGUGUCAACCUGCCAGUACUCUCAUACCUCUGCUCCACUGGGUCCAUCUGAUAGAGUGGAGCACUUACUGAUAUUUUCAGAGCCUCCUUUCUUUCUUUCACUCUUUCUUUGUCUUUUGGCUCCCUUUCACACCAUUUUAGCAUCUGUGAGGUGGUCUUUUAAUUGACCUCCUGUUUCUCUGGUCAUAUGAAGCACUUCACUACGAUGCUUAGUUGUUGGAUAAAAAGAUUGAGGGAGAAGGAAACGGAGGGAGAAACUGAUCGGUCAUCUAAACAUCAAUGUAUUGUUGGUGGGCAAAGGGUCCAUUGAUUCAGGGGUGAAUAUUAAUUCGUUCUUUCUUUACCUUUUUAAUUUCGUUUCCUUUAUUUCUUGUCGUCAUAUUCCCACUUAUAUAUCAAGUGGGCAUUAAUAGCUAUGUAAUUAUAGUAUAUGUUCUAUGUUAUUUCAUUGUACAGUACAUACACUGUUCGCAAACACCAUAGGGAACUUGAGUUUGGUGUUAAUUUUAUUCCACUUUCCUAGACCCAUAAUCCGAUCCAUCCAUACUUGCUUAGCAGCUUUUAUGUUAUAGUUAUGUAAAAUGUAUACAUAUCAUACGAAAAUAUGUAGUAACACUUUUCUGUGCACUUGUUGUGCGCGCAAUACUCAAAUAAUUAAGGAUGUGGCAUUUUUUAGUGGAAAAGUAGUUGGCAAUACGCGUCGGGACACAAGCAUCUGGUUUCUUAUUGUAAAUUUUAGCAUUUAUUCCACAUGUUGAGUUAUAGAAUAUGUAAACACUGCUACAAGUCUUCAGUGCGAAAUUAGCUUGUAGAUAAAACAAGAGGACAGAGACAAGCUCUGUAUGUGCCACCUACACACACUCACACACAACGUAAUUCCUCAUUAUUUGUGCCUGCCAAACUUUAUUUGCCAAAAUGUGAUGAUUUAUAAUGUUGCUUGUAAGUUAAGCUCAGUUCGGUUGAAAUUCUCAUGCUCAUUCCAUGUUUUAGUUCACAGAAACUGUUGAUGUAACCAUUGGACUGCCAGAAAUAUUUUGAUGAUGGUUAUUUUAAAACGCAUUUAUAGCAUGAUUUCCAGGAAAUUUGACUUUUUAUCUUGUUCUCCCAGGAUCAGCCCUUUCCUAUGAUAUUCUGCAUAGUUUACUACUGAACAAUGGCAAAUUUACUUAUGUUACAAUGUGUACAAGGAAGUAACAUUUUGCAGUGAACAAAGUGGAGCUCCCAUUGAAGGACAAAAAGCUAUCUCUAAAAUAAAGGAUUGCUUUGUUUAAAGCACCCAUACAACCAUGCCAAUGUGCAUACUUGGUUAGAUUUCAACUUUCAUGUGCCCUUGAGUUGAAGAUGAGGUCAUGUCUGUCUUGUUUUGUCCUUUUCUGAUGUAUAAUUGCUGUAAUAUUGUUUUAUGUAAACUUUGGAGUCAUCAGUGCAGGUUCAUAAAAACCCAGCUGUGCAGGUAACUGUUCUGCUACGCACUAUCCUAUAAAUUCUAGUACUUCAUAAGACAAGAAUGUAACUGAUCAAGGUCAGUCAUGAUGUAUUUCCUAAUAUUAUAAUACAGAACUGUGACAGGAUGUUAUUUUAAAUUCAAAUGUAAUUGUUUAUGAAAAUGAACCUGAUCAAUCGAUCCAGAAAUCUUCAGCUAAGCUUUAUACCAAAACAGUCUUGCGAUUUAUACCGUCAUGAGUCAGACUGGCCAGUGAAAGUCAGAGGAGGAUGUGGAGUUGGUGAUUUUGAAUUUUGAACUACUUUCCUCCCCAAACCAACAGCUGAUUGAUUCAUUCAGUUUGGCAGUGUCUACAAUCCAGGAAGUGAUCUGUGUAAUGUACACAAGUGUCGAUUUUUACUCAUUUGUGAUAGUCAAGCCACCAGAUUUUUACAGAUGACACCACUCUGUUCACUGACAUAUGUCUAAACCCAUAAUGCUGUAAUGCUCUGAUUUAGUAUUAAUUAUAAUCUUUAUGAUUUUGCAAAGAAUAUUGUUUAUAAAAAUCUGUGAUUAAGCACA